Molecule: messenger RNA, 675 nt
Organism: Cajanus cajan (pigeon pea)
Lineage: Eukaryota; Viridiplantae; Streptophyta; Magnoliopsida; Fabales; Fabaceae
Source: RefSeq, a predicted model, not a curated record
AUGGAGCCCUCUGGUGGUCACGCGCUCGGCGCGAAGAACUACGUCCUGCGUGAUACUCAGCAGCAACUCACCAAAUAUCUUGAAAUGUCUACUAUAUCACUUCGUUCUAUACUUGCUGAUGGAAAGUUGGUUGGAUCCAACUUUGAUGAACAGGCAACCAAUGCUUAUAAAAAGUACUUGGAAGACUACAUGAGCACCAAAUGCCUCCUUUUGGCAUCUAUGAGUUCUGAACUUCAGAGGCAACAUGAGGACAUGGACCAAGUUGACAUUAUUAAUCAUCUUAAGAAGAUGUAUGGUGGACAAAGUAGAACUGCUAGAUUCCAGUUGUCUAAAACUUUGUUUAGGUCCACAUUGACUGCUAAUGCUGAAGUAGGACCCCAUGUUCUAAAGAUGAUUAGUCUUAUAGAACAGCUUGAGAAGUCGGGGUGCAAACUUGGAAAAGAGUUAUCCCAAGACUUGAUCUUACAGUCACUCCCUGGGACGUUCUCACAAUUCAUUGUUAACUUUAACAUGAACAAAAUGGAUUGUGAUUUGCAUGAGAUGCUGAACUUAUUAAUUGAUUAUGAGAAUCAAAUUGCUUCUGAAAAAUCCAAAGGAACUGUGAUGGUAGUUGGUAAAUCCAACAGCAAAAAGGGUAAAGGGACACUGGAAGAGGAAUUGCAAGAAGUAUCUUGA